UGUGACGUUUUCCUUUUCUCUCUCGUGCAGGAUGGAGCUCUCCGCUUUACUUCAUGACCUUCAUCUCUCCUCCUCCUCAGAGGAGCAGUCCCCUUCCUCUCCUCCUCCAAUCACAGAGCUCCUUUCUCAGCUGAGGGAGAAGCUGAUUGGUUCCCGUCCCAAAUCCCACUAUCUGAUUGCUCAAAUAAAGCAGCUUUUCCAGUACGCUGGAUCUGACUGGCUGUUCUCUCCAGCCAGCCAGGACAGUAGGUGGGCGGAGCUUGAAGCAGCAUACGUCUCUCUGAUCAGUGCUCUGAUUGGCUGUGCCGCUCUGCCGCUCUGUGAGGAUGACUGCAGCCCUCUGAGCGCUGCGGCCUAUCAGAGCAUCCCCACACAGGCAGCGGCGGUGUGUGCCGCUCUCACGGCUCUGCUAACAACUCUGGGUGACAGGCGGAAAGGGGGCGAGGCCAGAGAACGGACAAGCAGUCUGUUACUUGCUGUUGCUCCACCCACCUGCGUGUUUGCCGUCACACAUUUCCAGGAUCAGGUGUGGACUAGCUCCGCCUCCAGAGCAGCAGCACGGGGCCUGCUGGAGACGCUGCUGAGUGCAGGAGGGUGGAGAGACUCCGCCCACCUGCUGACUGGGGACACGGAGGGGAGCAGAGGGAUUCUGGGAGGAGUCCUGGACAUCCUGCAGCCACAGCUCACCAAGUGAGUGUGUGUG
This is a messenger RNA of Neolamprologus brichardi, 703 nucleotides long. The record is from RefSeq and is a predicted model, not a curated record. Lineage: Eukaryota; Metazoa; Chordata; Actinopteri; Cichliformes; Cichlidae.